AUCUGGGGAAAAUGACACAGCGUAAUCUGUCAACUAGCCCCGCUGUGUCCCACUGUACCGCCGUUUAGUUGUGUUAUUGUUAGCGUUUUUGUUUUGGACACAGCGAUAAUAAAAUACUCUGCUAUAGAAAACCAUGAAAGUAUUUCUAGCUGACGCCGUCGAGUGAAUUCUCCCGUGUUGUUUUUGAAGUGACUCUUGGCUGUUUACAAAAUUGUCGCGAGCUGUCGGGAUAUAAUUGUAACCCUACCUGUCGGUACAGUACAGCAUUCUGCACACUUCAGACUGUGCAAGCUACAAUUAUACAAGAUCUAUGGCUUAUCUUCCUAAAACAACGGAUGCCCGGCUACAGCGCCCCCACGCGGCUGCGGUGUGCUUGUUGUUGUGCUCCCUGACUUGUGGACUGUCCAUCCCAGACCCCAAGCAGAGAGAGGCUCUUGUAGAGCUAGAGGCGUCCAUGCAGACAGGAGGGCAGAUGGUGCUGACUGAUGCUGAGCAGCUGCUGGACACCCACCUGUUUAAAAUGAAGCAGGAGGAGAUGGCAAGAGCAGACUUUCCUCCUGCCAUGCAUUUUUUCAGGGCCCGAAACCUAAUCAGGACCAGCGCCAUCUUCAGUUUGAUGCAGAAGAUGCCCAAAGGCGGCGCUCUGCACGUCCACGACUUUUCUAUGGUAGAUGUGGAGUGGCUGGUGAAGAACGCCACGUAUCGGCCACACUGCUAUAUGUGCUGUACUGACAAGUCCAUCAGAUUCAUCUUCUCGCCUCAGAGGCCCACACCUCUGCCACAUUGCUCCCCCUGGAUCCUGCUGGAAAACCUCCGGGCCAAGAUGAUCAACACCACAGAUCUAGACAACAGCAUCACGCGUAACCUGACGCUCUUCACCGACAAGGAUCCAGAGGCAGCGUACCCCAAUCAGGAUGUCGUAUGGGACAGGUUUGAACAGACCUUCCUUGCUGUGUGGGGUUUGGUCACGUAUGCUCCUGUGUUCAGAGACUAUUACUACCAAGGCCUCACACAGUUCUACGAGGACAACGUCAUGUAUCUGGAACUGCGGGCUCUUCUUCCAGAGAUCUAUGAGCUGGAUGGUAGCACGCAUGGCAGAGCCUGGACUCUGAAGACCUACCAGAACAUCACCAGGCAGUUCACGGAAAAGCACCCAGACUUCUUUGGAACGAAGAUCAUCUUCACAGUCCACAGAGGCGUAAACGAGUCAGUGAUGGCUGCAGCUGUGGAGGAAGCUAUGCAACUGCGGAGAGAUUUCCCCGAUGUUUUGGCUGGUUUUGACCUGGUGGGUCGGGAGGAUAGAGGAAGACCGCUGUGGUAUUUCAGAGAAGCCCUGUCACUGCCUGCUGAGAAAGGAAUCACACUUCCGUACUUUUUCCAUGCUGGAGAGACAGAUCUGGAGGGCACCGAGGUGGACCAGAACCUGUUGGAUUCUUUGCUUUUGAACACGUCGCGCAUCGGACAUGGAUUUGCGCUACUUCGCCAUCCGGUGGCCAAAGAGCUGUCCAGGAAGAAGGGGGUAGCUGUGGAAGUGUGUCCCAUCUCCAACCAGGUCUUGAUGCUGGUGAAGGAUUUGCGAAACCAUCCGGCAGCUGUACUGAUGUCAGAAAAUCACCCAGUGGUCAUCAGCUCGGAUGACCCCGCCAUGUUUGGUGCUUCCGGCCUCUCUUACGACUUCUACCAAGCUUUUGUGGGGUUUGGAGGCAUUAAAUCACAUAUAGGUUCCCUCAAGCAGUUGGCUAUAAACUCUAUCAGGUAUAGCUCUUUGACCGCAACGCAGCAGAAGAAGGCCUUAGCUCUGUGGGAGAGAAGAUGGAAUAAGUUCGUGUCUGAAAAUGACUUUUAAAAAAAAAAGAAACUAACAUUUUAUUCUCCACCUGAAAUGCAAACCACACUUUAAUAUUUCUGAUAA
Messenger RNA from Melanotaenia boesemani (Boeseman's rainbowfish), 1912 nucleotides. It is a transcript of the gene ada2a, whose product is annotated as adenosine deaminase 2a. The transcript is spliced from 10 exons. The record is from RefSeq and is a predicted model, not a curated record. Bases 311 to 1846 code for a protein of 511 amino acids. Gene Ontology annotation, molecular function: adenosine deaminase activity. NCBI's taxonomy places the organism in Eukaryota, Metazoa, Chordata, Actinopteri, Atheriniformes, Melanotaeniidae. Gene Ontology annotation, biological process: inosine biosynthetic process; adenosine catabolic process.